Messenger RNA from Trifolium pratense (red clover), 673 nucleotides. RefSeq names its product classical arabinogalactan protein 25. The transcript has a single exon. Bases 78 to 539 code for a protein of 153 amino acids. Lineage: Eukaryota; Viridiplantae; Streptophyta; Magnoliopsida; Fabales; Fabaceae. The record is from RefSeq and is a predicted model, not a curated record.
GAGCCUGCAGAACUUCAGUGUUUUCCACUAAAAGGCAACAUUUUCACAUCUCCCUCAGAAAAUUCUUCACCAUUAGAAUGGCAUCAUCAUCAUCAUCAUCAUCAUUAUCAUUCAGUGUUUAUGUAGUACUAAUGAUCAUCAUGAUUUUCAUGCCUUCACCUAUUCUUUCAUCAUAUUCACAAUCAGAAACUAUUCCUGAAAUUCCAACACUUUCCACUUCUUCACCAACAACAAAAACAAAUCCUUCUCCAUCUACACUUUUUCCUUCCCAAGUGUUGUCACCAGAUAUUUCUCCCCUUUUACCUUCUCCUGGUGGUGCUUUACCAACUCCUGCUGGCUCUGACAUUCCUAUUAUUCCUUCCAAUCCAAGCCCUCCUAACCCAGAUGAUGUCAUUGCCUCAGGACCCUUUAAUGCAUUUGCACCAUAUGGAUCAAUUCAAGCUACUUCCAAUGGCCAUAAAAGUGUAGUUUUUGACAUAUUUACUACUGGUUUUACAGGUUUAGUAGCAUACUUUUCUUUGCAGUAUAUGAGAUUAUGAAUGAGUGGAUGAUUUGAGAUGUGGCAUAUUCCAAUUACUGUAAACUAGAUUAUUCAAUUUCUUGUUUGUUAAUUUUUCAUUCUUAAUUACCUUGUAGUGUAUUAUAUUAUAAUGAAAGUCAUUUUCUUUCUCAA